This is a messenger RNA of Juglans regia (Persian walnut), 2279 nucleotides long. RefSeq names its product ubiquitin domain-containing protein DSK2a-like. Gene Ontology annotation, cellular component: cytosol. Lineage: Eukaryota; Viridiplantae; Streptophyta; Magnoliopsida; Fagales; Juglandaceae. The transcript has 8 exons. The record is from RefSeq and is a predicted model, not a curated record. Gene Ontology annotation, molecular function: polyubiquitin modification-dependent protein binding. Gene Ontology annotation, biological process: ubiquitin-dependent protein catabolic process. Bases 330 to 2003 code for a protein of 557 amino acids.
AAAAAAACCAAUCUCUCGCGUUGGGCACCCAAAGACCAAACCCCAAAUAAAGCGCUCUCACCAGUCACCCCUUCCCCUCUCUCUGUUCCAUUCCCAAAUCUUACCGUCUUUUUUCUUUGGGAAAAAUCAUACGUUCGUUUGUUUUUGUAUGAUUUUUUAAUAUUUUCCGUUUAUUUUUUGUGCUCAUAUAAUCAUUAACAUAUUAAACAGUUUUCAUUCGGGAAUACCAAUUCUUCCUUCUGCACACCAUCACAGAUCGAUUUUGGGGGGCUUUUGAUUAACUUAGGGUUUGUGUUUUCGCUUUCGCUUUUUUUGAAAGAUCGAUUACUAUGGGUUCCGAGGGUGAUUCGAGCGAGCCGAGGGUCGGUGGUGGUGAAGAAGAACAAGUGGCGAUCAAUAUCCGGUGCUCCAACGGUUCGAAGUUCACCGUGAGGACCAACCUUGCGUCCACCGUUAGCGCAUUCAAAGCGGUUCUGGCUCAGAAUUGCGACGUCCUAGCUGAUCAGCAGAGAUUGAUUUACAAAGGUCGCAUCUUGAAGGAUGAUCAAACCCUAGAAAGCUAUGGUUUGCAGGCAGAACACACUGUGCACAUGGUUCGUGGGUUUGCUUCAGCUGCAUCAACUCCUGCUGCAAAUUCUACUGCUACUGGUAACUCUGGAAGUCCCAACAACGGUCCAGGUGUUACACGGGGUGUUGGUCCAAAUGAAGGUGGGGGCUUGGGAAAUGCUGGGCUUGGUGCGUCUUUAUUUCCUGGACUGGGCUUUAAUGCGCUAGGCAGUGGGGACGAAUCUGGUUUGUUUGGAGCUGGACUGCCAGAGUUUGAACAAGUGCAGCAACAAUUGACUCAGAAUCCAAAUAUGAUGCAGGAAAUAAUGAACAUGCCUGCCAUGCAGAGCCUAAUGAACAACCCUGAGUUAAUGCGCAGCUUGAUUAUGAACAAUCCUCAGAUGCGUGAGAUCAUCGACCGUAAUCCAGAGCUUGCUCAUGUACUUAAUGACCCUGGGAUUCUUCGACAGACGGUAGAAGCUGCAAGGAACCCUGAGCUUAUGCGUGAGAUGAUGCGAAACACUGACAGGGCGAUGAGCAACAUUGAAUCUACCCCUGAGGGAUUUAACAUGCUCAGAAGAAUGUAUGAAAAUGUUCAGGAACCAUUUUUGAAUGCUACAACUAUGGGUGGAAAUGCUGGAAAUGAUUCGAGUUCAAACCCGUUUGCAGCACUUUUCGGAAAUCAAGGUGGGACACAAGUCAGGGAUGGUGCUAAUAACCCCUCGACUACUGGUUCUGAAACAACCAGUGAGCUUAGUUCUCCAAAUACAAACCCACUCCCUAACCCUUGGAACAAUACUGCUGGAGGUACUCAGACAACAACUACACAACCAAAUCCUGCUGGGGAUGCUGGGGCACCUGGUAUUGGUGGUCUUGGAGGGCUUGGUCUCCCCAAUAUGGAACACAUGUUUAAUGGCAUCCCAGAUGCUACUCUACUGAGCCAGUUUUUGCAGAACCCAGCUGUAUCACAGAUGAUGCAAAGCUUGCUCUCUAAUCCCCAAUAUAUGAAUCAGAUUCUCAGCCUCAACCCACAACUACGUGGCAUGGUAGAUACGAAUCCUCAAUUAAGAGAAAUGAUGCAAAAUCCAGAUCUUCUGCGUCAAUUAACCAACCCUGAGACAAUGCAGCAAAUGCUAGCUUUACAGCAGUCACUCACGUCUCGGCUUAAUCAACGGCAAUCAACCCUGGAUCGAGAUCAGACUGGGGGGACUACAGGAGCACCGAAUAAUGCUGCUGCACUGGAGCUGAUGAUGAACAUGUUUGGUGGCCUUGGAGCUGGAAGCUUGACUGUUCCAAAUAACCCAGAUGUACCCCCAGAAGAACUGUAUGCAACUCAGCUUUCACAGCUCCAAGAAAUGGGUUUCUUUGAUACUCAGGAGAAUAUCAGGGCACUGCGUGCUACGGCCGGGAAUGUCCAUGCUGCGGUUGAGCGACUUCUGGGUAAUUCCGGGCAAUAAACUUAUUGGGUUUUUCCUUUUUAAUGGUUACUCUGGGCAGCCGUCGUUUGGACUUGUAAGAGUAGUUAAUUUGGACUAGUGGAUCGUAAAGGCACGCGAUGUCCAGACAAAGAUUCCAUUUUGAGCGUGUUAAUCAGGACACGCUAUGAUAGAGCCGUGAGAUUGUGAGUUAUAAGCAUUUGUUGUACCGGAUUAUUUUGGUGCCCUUUCACUGUCUGUCUCUCAUGUACAUACACAAUUUCCAAAUAUUUUCUGAGACUAUCCUCUUGUUGAUUU